UCACCCGCCUCCCGGACUCCCUCUGCACAGUUAGGGACCAAUUUCUCGCCCUCGACCCCAUUGAGCUCAUGCUUGCCUCGCUGGAGAAGUACCUCCUCGAGGCAGAGACCAGUACUGUCGCUGUUGCUGCCUCUCAUGGCACUCCCUGCUCCCCCUUUUUUGAAGGGUGUGCUCCCUCCCCUCUCAUUCCCUCUGUUGCCACUGCUGCUGCUGUCGACCUCCUUGGUGCUGAGGAAGUUAGCGGUGCGUCUGCCCCCAGUGAGAGGCGCGGCAGCGGCAAGGGCAAGGGGGGUAAGGGAGGUGGGGGUGGCGCUAGCGGUGGUGGUACCGGGGGUGGUGGUGGCGGGGGUGGAGGCGCUGGAGGUUGCACCGGAGAUGGAGGCGUUGGAGGUGGCAGGGGUGGUGGAGGUGGCCGGGAUGGUGGAGGCGGCGGGGGUGGUGGAGGCGGUCGGGGUGGAGCCGGCAGGGGUGGAGGCGGUGGGGGUGGUGGAGGCGGUCGGGGUGGAGCCGGCAAGGGUGGAGGCUAUGGGUCUCAGAUCGUGGCGGCGGAGGCUAUGGGAGUGGUCCGCAGCUGCCACGCCUCCUGGACAACCCCACCCCUCAGCAGCUUCGUGAGUGGGUUGUUCAGCGUGGUUCCCCUUGGGGCUCUGCUCGAUGCUCCUAUGUCAGGCGCACGGGCCUCCAGAAGGGGUGAGACCUGCGGGAAGACUGGGCACACAGAGUACCGCUGCUUCGGCCGUCUCGAGGAUGCCAGGGUGGCAGAGUAUGGUGAUGAGCAGGCUGUCCCCAACUGGCUGGGAUUGAUAGAAAAAAGAGUAGAUGUGUUUGCUCUUAACUUUGCUGCUAUAAAAAAGGGACUCUAUGCUAUGUAUGUGGAUGCUAUUAUUGGUGAGGGUGCCUGUUACUCGUGUGUGCCUUGCGCUGCUAGUGAGUCUGCUGCCGCAAUAGGUGCUAGUGAGUCUGCAGCCGAUCUAGGUGCUAGUGCGUUUGCUGCCACAGGUGCUAGUGCGUCUGCUGCCACAGGUGCUAGUGAGUCUGCUCCCUCAGCCGAGGCCCCGCACACUUUCACACUUGACUCUGGUGCGUCUCGUUGCUUCUUUCGUGAUUGCACCUCAGUCACACCGCUUGCUGCACCAGUCCCGGUCUCACCGGCUGACCCCUCUGGGGGGCCCCGUCGUUGCACGAGCUUCCACUGUCCUCCCUUGUCCAGCAGUCCCCUUCGGCGCUCUUUCAAGUCUCCACCUCUCCUCGUUCUCGACGAAAUUGCUCGCUGCGUCGUGCUCGUGUCGGGUACUCUCCCACCAGACUCUCCUCUGGCACCACCACUUCGGACACCCCUCUCUGCCGCGUCUACGCAGCAUGCACUCUCGUCUCCUUGUCUCUGGCCUUCCCAGGUCCCUGCCCCCCCUCCCACGCUCGCUUGCCCCGCCGUGCCUGCCCUACGUCUAGGGGUGGCAGCGCGCUGCUCCUCACUCCUCAUUUCCUCCGACCACUGCUCCUCUGCAGACUCUCCACAUGGACGUGUGGGGCCCGGCCCCCAUCCAUGGGACGGACCAGGAGCGCUACUUCCUACUGGUUGUUGA
Molecule: messenger RNA, 1583 nt
Organism: Closterium sp. Naga37s-1
Lineage: Eukaryota; Viridiplantae; Streptophyta; Zygnematophyceae; Desmidiales; Closteriaceae
Source: the annotation of a GenBank genome assembly